UUUAGGGAAAUUUGAUAAAUUAUGCUUAAAGAUUAGAGGUGGUGUUUAAUUAUACUACCCUUUUAAAAAUUUUAUAACUAUUCUCAUCUUUUAAUAGUGACCCCAAAAUACCCCUCUCCUCUAACCCAAAAAAUUUGCCUCUUCUCCCUCUCAUCUUCAUUCACGCACUCUCUCUCUCCUCUUCACGAUCUCUCUCUCUCUUUCACUCUCUCUCACUCUUCACGCACUCUCUCUCUCUCUUCACACACACUCCCUUUUUGUCACUGCCGCCGAUCGACCCUCUCCCGGCCGACUGCCACCUCCACCAUUUUCACCCUCAACCUCCACCUCACUCAACAAAGCAAUGGAUUCAUCUGUAUUUGUGCCUGUACUGUAUGAUGGCGUUUGGACUUUGGAGGGUUUGAACUGGGUAUUUGAUUCCUCAAAAAGUAGGACAUUGAUAUUGGACAUUGACUGUACACUGAAAAAGUUGCAUGAAGUUUUGCAUGAGGAGUUGGAGGUGGACCCCUUGGUGUUUGAAUUGAAGUUAGAAGUUCUUUACAUGUACAUGAAAGGCACUAAGUUUCCACCUGAGGUUUUAGUGAAAGAUAGUCAACUACGAGUGUUCUUGAGCAUGAAGGCAAAAAUGAGUGUGGACAACUUGUUGCCACUAUUUGUGACUAAGGUGAAGAAGAAUGUGAAUUUGGAGCAGACUCCCCGAAAUGUAACCCCUAGAAGUGUUGUUGGGACCUUUGUCCCAGAAACUGAUCUGGGGGUUGGUUUGGACGAACUAGUUGGCACUAAUGUAGAUGAUGAGAGAGUGGGUAUCGAAUUUCAUCAUUCAGAUGAGUUCGAUGCUCCCUUUUACAACAAUGAUCCUGUGGUCGAUUUGGGUGUGGAUGAUGAUGUGGCUGCUGAUGUACCUCCCCUGAGGAUGGAACUAACUCCAAGCAACCAAGUAGAGCGACAAAGAAGACCCCCCCGUAGUGAGAAUCGCCAAACACCAGGAACUAGUAGCAGUCGGCCAGGUCCUUCUAAUAGUGCUCCUGUAUCUGAAUUUGAAGUUUCUACUAAAUUCAAACCUCUUGUGUGGACAAGGGAAGACAUAGAGGAAAAUAAUGUGUAUACAACAUCUCUUAGUGGUACGCCUUCAGGGGAGAUAUAUCUUGGCAAGUUGUACAAAAACAAGGAAGAAUUGAAGAAUGUAGUUGGUAGGUAUGCACUGAAAAAUAAUUUUGAGUGGAUGGUAAGUAAGUCUGGCACUGAUGUGUUUUACGUUACUUGUAAGGAUGAAAAUUGUAAAUGGAGAUUAAGGGGGAAGAAGAAGGCACUUUGUGACAUGUUUGAGGUUACUGUGUUUCACAACGAACACACAUGUAACUUGGAUUCUAGACAUUCUGAUCACCGCAAGCGUGGGUCAUUGGUCACAUUAUUAAGAACAAGUACACAUCAGAUGGAUCUAACUACAAGGCAAAAGACAUACAGAGGGAUAUGUUUGAUGAAUAUGGCAUCAAGAUGA
Molecule: messenger RNA, 1498 nt
Organism: Cannabis sativa
Lineage: Eukaryota; Viridiplantae; Streptophyta; Magnoliopsida; Rosales; Cannabaceae
Exons: 2
Coding region: 344-1498 (384 amino acids)
Source: RefSeq, a predicted model, not a curated record